This is a messenger RNA of Argiope bruennichi, 378 nucleotides long. RefSeq lists its product as uncharacterized. The transcript has a single exon. Gene Ontology annotation, biological process: telomere maintenance; DNA repair. The record is from RefSeq and is a predicted model, not a curated record. Gene Ontology annotation, molecular function: DNA helicase activity. Lineage: Eukaryota; Metazoa; Arthropoda; Arachnida; Araneae; Araneidae. Bases 1 to 378 code for a protein of 125 amino acids.
AUGGAUCAGAAAAAGGCUUAUGAUACAAUAACAUCCAGCAUAACAAACAGGUAUGGUAAAUUGUUUUUCCUGCAUGCUCCUGGCGGCACGGGCAAAACAUUUUUGAUUAAUUUGAUACUUGCCAAAGUAAGAACUGGUGGGAAUAUUGCUCUUGCUGUUGUAUCCUCUGGAAUCGCAGCCACACUAUUAGCAGGUAGAAAAACAACACAUGCCAUAUUUAAACUUCCCUUAAAAGUUUGUGCUGAUGAUAUUAGUGUAUGUAACGUUUCAAAACAAAGCAGCACCGCUAAAUUAUUAAAAAAUUGUUCAUUUAUUGUUACGGAUGAGGCAACAAUGUCACAUAAAACAUCGGUCGAAGGAACACAGGACGAUGAGUGA